UGCUGAAGAAUGUCUUCUCUCCUACUUCGAAUGCCACCACUCUCCCUUCUUCCUUCACCACACCACGUCAAGCUGCUGCUGUUUCUAACCUGACUUUUAGCAGAGAAGUCAGUAAACUUGUUACUUGACGCAUGGUACCAAAUUUUUAGCUAUCAGAGUUGUCGGGACGCUCUAUCUUAUCAAUGUUACUGUUUAUGAUGUGAAUAAUAAGUAAAACAUCCAAAGCUUGUAACUAUUUUGGUUCGGAAAGCCUCCUGUGGUUAGAAGAAGAAUUUUUUUUUAUUUUAAAUAUCAACCAUUCGGGUUUCUAUAAACACGAAGAAAUGUAAAAGUUUUUCGCAGUAUAAGUCUAAUAAUUUCACGCGAGCGCACACAUAAAUUUUUACUUGUAUUGAUAGAAUUACAGAUUGAAAGAAAAAACCUACAAACUAUUCAUCAUGAGUGAAGAGGCUGUCGUUAUGAGGCCCGGAAAGGCCAGUCGCUUCGCCAAACGUAAAAAGGAUCGAUCGAAACGUGCUCGAUCUGAUGGAUUUGUUCUGGGCCAAGCGAUUUGUCCAGGCUCCGACGACGAAGAUGUUGCCGGGGAUGGAACUGGUGAUGAACAUUACAAAAAACGCGAAGAGAGUGAUGCGACAGAAUUUUUGUGGUGGAUCCGUAAUCCGACAGUUCAAAACCUGGGCAAGUUGUGCCGAGCAAUUAAAUGCAGUGAUUUGGACUGGAUGAAAGAAUUUCUAGAAUUUGAUGGAUUAGGUCUUUUAUUCCAGUGUUUACGUAAUCUCACCGAAGUGCACAGUCCCCAUCUAAGCGACAUGGUAUUAAGGAUGGAAUGCAUUAUGUGUAUCCGAGAAGUAGCCAACUCUCAGAUUGGACUUAACUGUUUACUGAGUUGUAAACAUCGCAGGGAUAAUAUCUUUGGGCGCCGUUUCGCCGCAGUAUUGGAAAACAGAAACCCUAUUGUGAAGAUGCAAAUCUUUGAGCUGAUGUCAGCAUUGUGCUUGUACUCACGUGAAGGUUAUUUCCUCACUCUUGAUGCUUUAGAAAAAUAUAAGACCUGGCAGAAAUUACAAUAUCGAUUUAGUCUGAUAUUAAAUGAACUACGUCAUGCAGAUUUGGCAACAUAUCAAGUUAGCAUUAUGGCACUUGUUAAUUCCAUAAUUUUUGCCAACGAGAACAUCCUGGAUAGAAUGAGAAUUCGGAAUGAAUUUAUUGCAUUGAAUAUAGAAGAAACGAUAGCCGCGGUGUGUGAGAAUAUCGACAACCCUGACUUUCAAAUACAAUGGGAUGUUUUCAAGGAUGAGAUGUCUGCUGACCAAGAAGCCCUGGAGGAAACGAAAGAUGGAAAUGUCAACGUCAAUAACCCACAAGAACUGUUCACAGCUAUUUUUAACCGGGUUCGAGAAACACCAUUAUCUGCUGCUUUUGUUUCCAUUCUCCAGAGUUUAUUUCAAAUAAAUGCAAGUAUGUCACAAAGUGAAAACAUUUGGAAUAUGUUGGAAAGAGAAGUACGGUUUAUAUCAUCUGAGGGUUCUAGCUCCAGCAGUUUCUGCUCGAGUCGUCGUUCCAGUUCAAUUUCCGUAGUGACAACUGCUUCAUCAUUGAUAUCUGCAAUGACAACACAUUCAGAGGAAAAAGGUGUACAAACUGAAUUUAGUGACAACUCCACAAAUCGGGCGGGAGACAACCAAAUCAGUGAAAACACCGAACAGAAAUCUCCACUGAUUACAGAUCCAAAUAAAUCUCCAUCUCAAACCCCUUUACCGUCGACUCUGACAAAAGGGAGUAAAGACAGACCAGUCAUGCCGCCACCACCGCCGCCGCCACCACCGCCAUUACCACCGUCACUGAGACUGACAACUUCAGUAAUACCCCCACCACCACCACUACCACCAUCAUCAUCAGUACCUCCACCACCACCACCACUACCACCAUCAUCAUCAGUACCUCCACCACCACCACUACCACCAUCAUCAUCUGUACCCCCACCACCACCACCACCACUACCACCAUCAUCAUCAGUACCCCCACCACCACCAAUGAGAGGAAUGGGUUCACCAGCAAUACCCCCACCACCACCUACAGCGCCACCACCACCGCCUCCACCACCAGGUCUGAAAAUAGGAAUUGCAAAUUUGCAAAACGCCCUUGUCAGGCCAGAUAUCAAAAUUUCAGUAGCUGCUCCUCCAAUGUCACCACCCCCACCACCACCACCACCACCGGCACCCGGUGGCUUUAACCCUGGACAAGCUAUCCUUCAUUCUCCACAGCAAAUUUUCCCUGAAAUAGCAAUUCCUGAACCAGAUUGUAAACUGCGACCAUUUUCUUGGAAUAAAGUUAUACCAACAAAUAUUUCAGACACCAGUGUAUGGAAUGAUGUUUUAAGACUGAAUGACCCUGUGAACAUGAAAUAUCAGUAUUUACAAGAGUUAUUUGCUCAAAAGGAAGGAUCCCAGGCUCAACAAAAGGAGAAAAGUCCUAUUCGCAGCAGUGUCACAUCAGAGAUAACCCUAAUUGAUCCCAAAAAGAGUAUGAACUUGAAUAUUUUCCUGAAGCAAUUUCGUCGCAGUAACAAAGAAAUUGUGGAUCUAAUUAGAAAAGCUGACUCUAGGACCUUUGGUGUGGAGAAGUUGAAAGGUUUAAUUAAGUUGCUCCCACAACCGGAUGAGAUUGAUUUAAUUUCAAAUUUUGAUGGUAAUGUCGACAAACUUGGAAAUGCCGAGAAAUUCUUCCAACUUUUGAUACAGCUUCCUGAUUUUCGGUGUCGCCUUGAAGCUAUGCUUUUGGUUGGUGAUUUCAGUUCUCAAUUAGCUUUGAUACGUCCAAAUAUUCAGCUGCUUCUUCAGAUUUGUACAAAACUUACAAAUAAUGUCGCAUUGAAGAAAUUUCUUCGUUAUGUCCUCCAGGCUGGGAAUUUUCUUAACAAGGGGACAACUUCCGGUAAUGCAGUUGGUUUCCGUAUUAGUUCAUUGAACAAAUUGGUUAUGACACGGUCUAAUGUGGCUCGCAUUUCUCUGCUGCAUUAUAUCGUUGAAGAAUGUGAAAAGGAGGACAAAACUACUUUGAGAUUUGUUGAUGAUCUCUUAGAACCACUACAAAAGUCUACUAGAUUCAAUUUAGAAAAUAUCAAGUCAGAAUUUAAACAGUUAAAGAAUAAUGUGAUACGUGUCCGAAAUCAGCUCAAUAAAGCUGAAGCUGAAAUAUCACAGCAGUUUGAAGACUUUGUGGAGGAUGCUGAAUGUGACUUAGAAGAAGUGGAAAAAUCUAUUGAACGUCUGGAUAAAUGUUCGCGGUAUGUUGCAAGACACUUCUGUGAAAAUGAGAGAACAUUUAAUUUGGCAGAAUUUCUUGAAGUGUUUCGAGAAUUUUGUGUCAAAGUCAAAAAUUGUCAACAGGAGAAUGUCAACAGAGUGGAGCAAGCCAAAAAGAUGGAGCAAAGACUUCAAAAUCAACCACAGUUGGCUGAGAGGAGAAAAGUCUUCCUUCCCAAGCAAGAAGAUCGUAAAAUUGUGGAUAAUUUGGUCUGUGAAAUCCGCCGUGGCAAGGUGUUACGUCGUCUAUCAAUGAGAAAUAAGAGCCAGCUUUACUCUUCGAAAAAUGAAAUUUCAGUCUGACACUUCGGUAUACAUAUACAAUAAACUAUUUAAUGCUACUGCUGGACUACGCUUAAAAUAAUCAGUAUAGCAAUAUCUAAGACCUAAUUCGAAAGAAAAGCCUUGGAUAUUGUUAAGAACAAAAAGAACGUCUUGAGAAAUUGAAUGGACAUUUUCACGAAGUUAUUUUCUGCAAUCAAAUUCUUAACUGUUCUUUAUAUUUUGUAAAACUUGUUUUAUGUUUUAUUGAGUGUUUUACUGAUUGUUAUAUAUAUUUUUUUCUAUCUGAUAAAACGAUUCCGUUUCAGAUACAGGUACGAAAUCGAUCUCCGGAACAUUUGGUUCCAAAGCCUUUCCGGUUUACAGAUUUUUCCGAGCCAAGGAGGGGGGAAUCACUUUGGUCGUCACACUCUAAAUUAAAUAUUAAAUAUACUUAAAUAAGUAAAUAAAAUGCAGGUACCUGUACAUUCGUAUAAAUUAUACACGUUUAUUAAUACUGUACUGUCCAAGGCCCCAGUAAUCUCGUCUGGCGACCACGGGUGUUUGAAGUUCCUGUAAGUAAAUUAGUGCGGAUUAUUAGCAGUUUCGGAUCGCCAGUGUCCGGAAAUUCGGUGUUGUACCUGUAUAGACAAUUUUAUUUUAAAACUGAUGUUCAGUAUAUAUUUGAUGCUGUUUUUAUUACGGUAUUUAGUUGGCUGUGUCUUUUAACGUGCUGAUUUCGAAUCUCGUCUAGGUCGAUUAAAUAUGCACGGUUGAAUAACUGACUUCAAUAUUAUCGACUAUAUGCCCACCCCCACCACUCCCGCUAAACACGGGUUCUCUUGCCUAUGUUAAAAAGAUGUUUAAAUUUAUCGCCAUUAGACAAAUAUAGAUAAUCAUUCUUAAAAUAAUAUUAAGUAUAUUUUCAAUAUAUAUGUACAGCAGAAGUUAAUAACGUUAUAAGCAUAUUAAAAAGAAAUCGGCCGUAUCUUUAUUCAUAAUCUUCAAAUAAGGAAGUUAUCAUUUAAAUGCUUUAACAUAAAAUACCAUGAACAACCUCUAUACGGUCGCCUAACCUGCUUACUAAAUUUCUCACAAAUCACAUCUCCUUACAUCUUGUUUAUAAUUCGAUAAUAUCCUAGACAUACUAUAUAAAAAAAUAGAUAAAUAAACGAGACGAGUUGGAACGCCUCUUUGAUCAUAGCACGGCUUUGGUCAAGACUAAGCAUUACCACCAACAUAAUAGAAUGUCAUACAAUAUCCGAGUAAAGUAAAAUUGAACAAGUGGUUACUUCUGGUGAAUUUACCGUCAAAGGGAAGAGAAUCACUUCUAGGUUACAUUAAGAUGAAGGACACGCAAAGUAAAAUCAUUUUAACGUGAAAAACCCUGUAAAUAAGUAAUCGUCUGGCGUUUUAAACAAUAUUGAUUAUAGGAAGCUGGUAGGAAAAAAUGCCGUUAUUUAAAAAGUAUUCUUAUCUAAUAAGUACACGUUGGAUGCCUUCACUGUAUCCCCUAAACAUAUAGAAUCCGCACCUUCUAAAGGUUUUUAGAAUCUAUUAAGAUUUAUACUUCUUUCUAAUUUUUUUAGCACAAGGUUAGCAAUGUUGAAGGGAGGAGGCAGUCGAUUAUAUCAACCCUAGUGCUCAACUGGUGCUUAUUUUAUCGAACCCGAUAAGAUGAAAGGCAAAGUCGAUCUCGGCGGCAUUUGAGCUCAGAACGUAAAACUGAAAGAAAUGUUUCUAAGCAUUUUGUCCCCCGUGCUAGCGGUUCUGUCAGCUCGCCAUCUUAACAAAGUAUAAUGAUUCCUACUGCUGAAGUUUAUGAAAGCUUUAAACUCACUACUUCCACGAGAAGUUAAGUUCUUGCACAACGAACGAACCCCCCCCCCGGCAGGAACUUAAGUAUAAUAAAAUGGUUAGGGUCAGAAAGUGAUAACUGUUACUGAAAACGUCAAGUACUUAGCAACCUUCUAGUUGUAGUUUUCCCCCCACCUUUUCCCUUCCAGUCGUUUUAGAGUCUCUGUAAGAAAAGCCAUGGGCCUUACCUUACCAUACUGAAUAAUCUAUAAGGAAAUACAAAACAUAGUCUAUUGUUUUGUUGUUUUGUUCUUACACCUGAACUAGGGCCUCAGAGACAAAUUUGGCAAGAUAGAACAAGAUUGUUUCCGAGCCCUGCAUUUGUGGAGAUGUCUUCUCAAAGUUCAAGAGGUCUCUGAAGUUCCUUUUCUUUCUUUUAGGAAAUGAGCCGGCAGAUAGUGACAGGUCUCUCUUGCCUCUCUGGCUUCAUGGGCCAAUGCAUCGACUGAAUCUUUCCUACUUUUAUAGGCCCUGACUUGAACACAUAACGAACUUUCGCAUAUAUAUUUUCUUCUUCUUCUGACAUGCGUCGGUCACGGUGAUCGACGUGUCACAUAAUCUCGAUAAUUAUAGAGACAUUUUCCUAUCAUUAUGUGUUUCAAAGAUAAAUAUUUUGGGCAUCGUUGUUCCUCACAUGAAUCCUGUAGUCUUUGGAGUCUCCAUCCUCUUCCACCUUUAAAGCAGAAGCAGCGUUAAGAAGAUUCGUUCUGAAUUCUUAGCCUCUUGCUUAAAUGAGCUUGGAUAACAACAGGUCAGUCACUAAACUAAACCUGUACUUAACUGGAAUUUUAUUUUAUCGAUCCGGGAAGAACGAAAAGUUGAACUCGGCGAGAGUUAAAUCGGAAUUUUAAGGUGCUACAGUUACAAAAUAUUUUGUCCGGCGUUCAAACGCCUGACAACUCGACACCUGUAUAUUUACAGUAACUCCAAAUCACAAACUAUCCCUAGAUCCCUUCUCAUAAACUCCAAAGUCCAUCGACAUUCACUCUUGUAACGUAAUUUCUGCAUGCAACAUAUCACGUACAUCACAAACUUUCCACACAUCUCGUCAGCAAAUUUGACAUUAUGUGAAAAGAGAAUAUCGUUGUAGAUAAAAACUGUAAGGAAGUGUAACUUAAAAAGGCUCGUAAAAUCAUAACCCCUUCAAACAUAUUUGAUUAAAGAAUUUUAAAGAGAAUACGAACAAAAAUCGAUAUAUUUAAGGACCGAAAAUUACAAAAAUUACUGUGGUAAAAUAAACCAAGAUUAUAGAUAGAACAGAUGAAAAGGUAUUAUAAUUUAUAAUCAAACAAUUACGUUAAAAGAAAGAAAUGUGUGUAAAGAUAUAACAUUUAUUGAAAAAUAAUAAAAACGAAGAAAAUGACUCUAAACAUAAACUUUGACAGUUACAAGUCGUUAUUGUAUCUGUUAUAUGAAAAUUUAAAUGAUCCCAUAGAAUUUACGAACUAAAUAAACAAAAAUUACGAAAUACAUGAUAAAAUGUUAGCUUAAAUGUAGAUUAACUUACCGAGAAGAUAUUUCUAGUGCUUACAAUAUCUCAGGUACUUACAACGAAGAAUAAUGCGUAAACAUAUUGAAAAAGAACGUGAUACUAAGAUAAUUAGAAAUGUACUUGAAAAUACGAAGAUAUUGCCUGAAAUACCCGACAAAAAUGUACAAUGAUACUGACUCUUUAAUAAGAAAAACAUCGUCCAAAUACCUACGCAAAGUAAACAGUAUUCUUACACUAAAGAAAAAACAACAAAAAUAAAUUAACAUUAUUUAACCAAUAUAAGUAUUCUUCCUCAAUGUUGGUAAAAAUAUUUUAACCCAAACAAACUUUAUCAAAAUUCCUGUCCUCAAAUCAAGUAAUAAUGACGUGUUUCUAAUAUAACACAUAAAGCGCCUACCAAAUUGAUAUUUGGCUUGGCAUUUUCUUGGAGUCUUCGGGUGAAAAUUCCUUUUACUAUGUCCAAGAUUAUAAGCUUAAAUAAUUUUGUAACUUUUGUAAUUAAUUUAUUAGCGAACAAUUUGGUCAUACAUUUCCAUGUUAUAUGAUUAUAUUCUUGUAUGUGCGAACGAAAAUAAAUGUUCAUAUUUAUUUUUAAAAUUAUUUAUUGAUAUAUUUAUAGAAAAAUAUGCAAUUUCAUAUUUUCUAGGUUCUGUAUAACGAUGUGUGUGUGUGUGUGUAUGCAUGCGUGUAAUUUUGUACAUGAGCAUGUGUGUGUGUAAAUGUAUCUUUGUUAGUAGACAGUAAUCUUCCUCUAUACGUUAUAUGCAAACUACUCGAACUUCGCAUUUCUGAGAAUUAAAGUCAUUUCUAAAAAUCUUGA
Molecule: messenger RNA, 7735 nt
Organism: Octopus sinensis (East Asian common octopus)
Lineage: Eukaryota; Metazoa; Mollusca; Cephalopoda; Octopoda; Octopodidae
Product: inverted formin-2-like
Exons: 14
Coding region: 438-3608 (1056 amino acids)
Biological process (GO): actin cytoskeleton organization
Molecular function (GO): small GTPase binding; actin binding
Source: RefSeq, a predicted model, not a curated record